Messenger RNA from Aureobasidium namibiae CBS 147.97, 1053 nucleotides. RefSeq names its product NAD(P)-binding protein. Gene Ontology annotation, cellular component: endoplasmic reticulum membrane. Gene Ontology annotation, molecular function: 3-dehydrosphinganine reductase activity. Lineage: Eukaryota; Fungi; Ascomycota; Dothideomycetes; Dothideales; Saccotheciaceae. Bases 1 to 1053 code for a protein of 350 amino acids. Gene Ontology annotation, biological process: sphingolipid biosynthetic process. The transcript is spliced from 3 exons. The record is from RefSeq and is a predicted model, not a curated record.
AUGACGGUGACAGAGCUGUUGGGCCAUCCUAUAGCAAUCGGUCUUGUAGCGGUCCUGAUCGCCAGUGCCGCAAUGGGUUUAUUCUCGUCCAACAAGCAUUUCCCCGUCGAGGGACGGACGGUCUUGAUCACAGGCGGAUCGAGUGGGAUGGGUAAAGCUCUCGCGACCAAGCUGGCUCAACAAGGUGCAAAUGUCUGUAUUGUCGCAAGAACACAGUCCAAACUGGACCAAGCAAUCGAGCACAUCAAGUCGCACGCCAAAAGCCCAACCCAACGAUUCCUAGCUAUUAGCGCCGACUGCACCUCUCCUGAUGAGAACAUGCGUAUCCUCGCCCAGACCACCUCAUGGAAUAACUCCCAAGCACCCGACAUUGUCUGGGCAAACGCCGGCUCAUCCUCCCCUGGCCUCUUCCUCGACACUCCUCUUGAGACACAUCGCUCCCAGAUGGACACAAACUACUGGGCUUCCUUCUACCUCGCCCACGCAACUCUCAAACUCUGGCUUGCACCGCAGCAAAAGAAAGAGGUCAUCAAACCAAGACAUUUCAUCAUCACAUCCAGCAGUGUCGCUUUCGUGGGUGUCGCAGGCUACACUCCCUACGCUCCUGCCAAAGCUGCUCUCAAGUCUCUGGCUGACUCGUUGCGUAUGGAGUUGAAUCUCUACAAUGGCAGUAUCAACUCUUCAAAGCCUUCUCCCGCUGCCGCUACCAACAUCCAUCUGGUCUGCCCUGGCACCAUUCUAUCUCCUGGCUAUGAAGCUGAGAACCGCACAAAACACCCCGUCACCAAGAUCCUCGAGUCUGGAGAUCCAAAACAGUCUGAAGAUGAGGUAGCAGACGCUUCUCUGAGGGGACUACAAAGAGGUGAUUACGUUAUUACGACACAGUGGUUGGGUCAUGCUAUGAGAGUCUCUGCUCUGGGUGGCUCUCCGAGGAAUGGCUGGGGCAUUGUUGACGUCCUCUUUGGCUGGGUCACUGCCGUUGCUUGGUUGUUCAUUGCUCCCGAUAUGGAAUCGAAAGUGUGGAAUUGGGGCAAGGAGCAUGGCUGCGCAUAA